Protopterus annectens (West African lungfish) is the source of this 1781-nucleotide messenger RNA. RefSeq names its product chromosome chr6.part0 C2orf76 homolog (gene CCHR6.PART0H2orf76). Bases 199 to 579 code for a protein of 126 amino acids. Lineage: Eukaryota; Metazoa; Chordata; Ceratodontiformes; Protopteridae. The transcript is spliced from 7 exons. The record is from RefSeq and is a predicted model, not a curated record.
AGUAACAAGGCAUGCUGGGAUUUGUUUUAGAUGACUUCAUUUUCGACUGGUGGCGCACUGGCGUAGAUAAUUAUAGCUGCGGAGGAUCGUUAUUACGUCUGGCUUUCUCGCAUGCGUUAAUAUUUGGAACAUUAGAACCGGAUGUUACUUCAGGGGAUGGUGGUGCAAAUCUGAAAGGACAUUGAACACAGGUUGGUUAUGGCAUCUAAAGAAGCAAUUGUGACUGUACGCCUGGUUCGUUCUUUUGAGCACCGUAACUUUAAACCUGUGGUGUAUCAGAAUGUUGACCUGAACCAAACUGUAAAGGACUUCAUGGAAUUUGUAAAGAAUGAUAUACCUUCCAGGUCAGGACUUCCCCUACCAUUUAGAAAUUAUAAGUAUGAUAAAAUGAAGAUAAUCCAUCAAGCUCAUGGAGCAAAGACGAAUGAACUUAUAGUGAGUUUAGAAGAUGAUGAUAAACUCAUUUUAAAAGACAACGCCACAUUGAAAGCAGCAGGAAUAGGACAUGAAACAGAAGUAGCUUUCUUUUGUAAUGAAGAUUAUGAAAAAUACAGAGCUGAUCCAAAAACUGUUUGGUAGCCAGAAGAUACCAUGGUAUUUCCUGUCAGGUGACCUACCUUGUUCAUUCUAAUCACUCCAGUGCAGGGUGUUUUCAACCAGCCACCUUCAAAAGAUGUCUGCAUUCUGGUCCUACUUUUCCACUGAUCAUGGAUCGUACAUGAAAUAAGAGUUGCAAGCUAAAGCAUAUGAAUUAGGGUUUGAAUGUCUUACCAAAAUGUUUUGCAGUUCAAGACAGGCAAAAACGUACAAGUGUGAUCUUUAGCUGACAUAUCUGACAGUGUGGUUAGUAGGGAGCAUUUUUUUCUAAUACAUAUUAUAGUGAGUUAAUAAAACUAAUGUGCCCAUAUCUCAUUUGCAUGACAUCCAAUUUGGUGAGGCAUUUAUUUUGUUGGUAGUUUGUAACCAUUAACCUACAGUGAUCUAAUCAUGUAUAUCCAGCUCCUUUCCUUGCGUACAUUUCCAGAUGUACAUUAAGGGAUUAUGAUACAGAAUUUAAAGUUACUGUGUAAACUAUGAUAAAAUCUAUGGGACUGAAACUUGAUGUGUUAAGUUUGCCAUAGUUUCAUAGUUUUUAGUAGAGCAGGUUCUUUUACGUGAAGUGUGUAAAACUGCUAAAAUGUUUGCUUUGGUAUACUUGGAGCCAUCCACAGUUAGGUAUGUUAUAUUUAGUAAUAAUUUCCUGUGCUGUGAAUGCAUCUAUAUCUUUCAGUUACUCAGUGCUGAAUCUUUCUUUUACUGUUGGAUAUAUACCCCAAUGUAUAGCAUGUGAGAAAAAUCAAUGGUAUUCAUUGGUAUAAAUCAGAGAAAUUGUUUCAUUUGGUUAAUAUUAAUUGUACUUGUAUAGCUUACACAAAUAAGUAUAGUGAAAAGGUUAAACAUUGGGCUAUAACUCUUCAGGUUGUGUACUGGCUUUGGUUUACCAUUGAUUUUUAAACCAGAAAGUAAGUAAAGUCUUCCAGUGCAUGUAUCCUCUUCCACAACACAGUGUAUUUUGGAUCUGGAAAGUUCAGCUUACCACGUAUUGUCUACUUAGUCUGGGUUUAAGUGGCAUCAAUAAAAAUGCUAAAACUUUGUGCUCUUUCCUUGAAGCAGAGAAAAGGAAUGUAUACAGUCAUGGAUAACACAAAAACAAAUAAUGGUUGCAAAAUGUUUCUUCAUUGGUAUUGACAAUAUAUGCAAGUUCUUGUAAUAAAAGCUAAAUAAUAACGGGGCUUCUUAGA